UUAAAUCUUCCUAUUCACUCAGCACUAACAAUCUAAUUACUACGUCAACUUCUACAGCGAGCGAGGUGAGGGGACUGCAGGGACAUCACAGCGGCCACAGGGACACCACGAAGGACAGGACAGACACCGGGGUUGAUGUUUCACCCUCAGGACUCAAAACUGACCUUGUAACAUCCGUGGGAGGCUCAGAGGGUAACCAGUGGGAGGGCUAUGGGUCAGAUGGGCUGCUGACGGAGGUGCACACAGAUGUUGGCGGCGCCCUAAGGGAACUACAGGAGCGCCCCAGAGAGUACAGCAGCGUCAGUGUGGUGGUUCAUGGCUCCCCUUCCUUCCUGCAGGAGACGGUGAAGCAGGCCGUGGGGAUGGGUGUGGUGAUGCCGAGGCGGGCGUGGGUGCUGGUGAGCGAGACGGCGGAGUGGCACCAGUCUGCUCUUCCCAGUACCCUAUUUACUAACCAAUACAACCUGGUGCUGGUGACGCCUCUGCUCAGGACACCUCGCAUCCACGCCCCAGAUCAGUGUGUGGCGGCCAUCCAUCGCCUCACCUUCCUGAACGGCGGUCUGGCGUGGGCGGGCGUGGGCUGUGGGCGUGCUGGUGGGCGUCUGUCUCUCACUGCUAACCCCUUCUCGCUCCCUGACCACCUCGGGAAUAUCACCAUCCCUGUUGCUGUUGUAAAGGGCUCGCCCACCCUGAGACUCGUGAAGACUUCUGAUGGGGAAGAUUACCUCGACGGGUUCCUGGGAGAGAUGCUUAGACUCCUUCAGCGGGACCUCCUCUUCCGCGUGCAGGUGUCUCAGGUGCCUGGCUUCGGGAACCGCCUGGCGAACGGGACGUGGAUCGGUACUGUAGGCGCCGUGGCUAGAAAGGAGGUGGAGCUGGGCCUGGCGUCGCUGUCAAUCUCACACAUCAGGAAUCAGGUGGUGGAUUUCUCGGACUACUUAAUAUCGACUGGUGUGUACCUCAUGUACCUCGCCAGACAACUCACCCAACCCGUGUCCACUGUGUUCCUCGUGUUCUCCCCAGAGUUAUGGGGCUGCUUGCUGGGCCAAAUAACGCUGCUUGGGGCCGUCCUGUACCUCGCCUGCUACCGUGAUGCCGCCAGGAGGAACCACUCGCCCCUCUACUAUCUGUUUGCUUCCUACAGGAGCUUCGUGUAUCAAGGUGAAAAAGAAGAGAAAGAAAUGAACAGGUGUAAAGGCGGUUGGGUGGAUAGAUGGAUGGAUGGAUGGAGUGAUAGAUGGAUGGAUAAAUGGCUAGAUACGUAGAUGGACGGAUGGAUGGGUGGAUGGAUGGAUGGAUCGGUGGAUGGAUGAAUAGUUAGAUAAAUGGAUGGAUAAAUAAAUAAAUGAAUAGAUAAACAUGUAAACAAUAGAUGAAUGGAGGAUAGAGGAAUAAAUAGAUGAAUGCGUGGAUGGAUAAAUAGAUGGAUGAAUGGAUAGAUAGAUAAAUAGAUGAAUAAAUGAAUAAAUGAGCAGCUAACCAUGUAGAUACACAGACAAAUGAAUAUAUAGAUAGAUAGAUACAUAGACAGACAGACAGACAGACAGACAGAUAGAAAUACAGACGAACAAAGAGUAUUACACCUCAUGUACGUACGUCAAAAGCAAUUACAAAUCAGAGAGAAUGAAAACAUCAAAAAGAAUCAAUUAAUGAAAAUCAACUAACGGAAGCAUAAUAACUACAAUGAUUGCCUGUGAUUACUUACCUGUGCCUCACUUAGUGUCCCUGAUCACAGGUGAGCUCACAUAAAUACAUUAUGAGGUCUGAAGGUCACUGUCAAUUUAGAAGAGACAAGUAAUGAAAUAUUAUGAAUAGCGAGUUGACAGAGAGAGAGAGAGAGAGAGAGAGAGAGAGAGAGAGAGAGAGAGAGAGAGAGAGAGAGAGAGAGAGAGAGAGAGAAAGGAAUGUGUUUAUAUGUAUGAGUUACUUUUAAUUAAUAUAUGCAGGUGUGUGUGUGUGUGUGAGUGUGUGUGUGUGUGUGUAUGUGUGUGUCGUUACCUAAAGACGUGGCACGGUAAUUAGAAUGCAGGCGUGAUUAAAAAGAUGUUGUGAUGAAGGUGAAAAUGUUUUGAACCAAGAGUGUUUAAUUUCCCCGCGUUUCUUCAUCAUUUUAAUGGUCUCGUGGAGUGAGGGGGCUCUUUUG
Molecule: messenger RNA, 2143 nt
Organism: Scylla paramamosain (green mud crab)
Lineage: Eukaryota; Metazoa; Arthropoda; Malacostraca; Decapoda; Portunidae
Product: glutamate receptor ionotropic, kainate 4-like
Exons: 6
Coding region: 363-1265 (300 amino acids)
Cellular component (GO): membrane
Molecular function (GO): ligand-gated monoatomic ion channel activity
Source: RefSeq, a predicted model, not a curated record